AUGGAGGCGCGCGAGAUCAACUCCUUCUAUCGUUCUCAUGGCCCCAAUUCCCGCAGCACCGCUUCUCACGCCGCCACCAGUAGCAGCACCGGCAGCGGUAGCGGCGGCGGCGACGGCGGCGGCGGCGGCGGCGACGGUGGCGGCGGUGGCGCACGCAACGAUGCCCGUCGCGCGGCCUCAAAUAACAAGCUCGAGCCGCAACCAGCACGCGACGUGGGCGACGCGCGUCAACUACCGAUUGGGCGUCGCGGCAAUGGCGCUAGUACCACCACCGCUGCCUCGUCGUCCCUCCUCGACCGCCGCAAUCGCCGCUCCCUCGCCCCAUUGGCCACUGCUGGACUUACUAUCACAGCCCGCGCAGUCAGCAAUGCGAACCCUAGCAGCAGCAGCAGCCGAAGCGCUCGGAGUAACGCCGCGCGUAUCGCCAGCUCGUCGAUCGCCGCGAUUCACGGAGAGCCGGCUUCCGCGAGAGGAGUGCGCCGCGGUCCAGCCGUCUGGGAGGAGCAGCAGCCGUCAGGAAGUCGGUCGGCGCGGUACGUAUCAGCCGUCAACGUUGACGAUGACGACAGGAUGCGCUAUUCUCCGCCACCCCAUCCGCUUCAACGCGAACCCCUUGCGCCGCGUCUUAAGGUCGCUAAGUCGCCCGACGACAGCACGUCGCCUACUAGCGACGCGGUAACGCCGCGAUCCAUGGCGGGUUUCGCGUCAAGACGGUCGGCUAACUCUCGCGCGCGAAGCGGCCCGUUAGCGCCUCGGAGGAGACCAAGAGAAGACGCCGCGGUUCGCGACAUGAGAGAUCGCGACGUGGCGCGCUACGACGAGAGCGGGUCGCGAUCUGCCAAGCUGGCGUAUCUAGCGGGAUUACCGUGGACGCCGACAAACGGUGCGAGCGGGACGUUACCGUUGGUGAGCCCGAUGGACAGUCGCGCAAUUCGUCGCAUGAGGAGUGCGACGAACGUGCAGACUGAGCUGCGACCGAGGGGCGCGUCGCCGAAGGACGUGCGACGGAAGAAGCGGGUCAGCAUUGGUCUCCAACCCACGACGCUAGACCCCCCCUGCCCUGACCCCUCCACGCUCCCCCUCUCCUCCUCCUCCCCUUCUUCCUCCUCUCAAUCUCACACUUCCCGCUCCCCUUCCUCUCGCCCCCUGCCCCAAACUGUCUCUUUUCCCCCCAACCCUGUCUCUGUUCCUGUCACUUCCGCCUCCUCCGACGCGCCCUCCCCCGGUGCUGACGGCGCUGCGUCCUUUUCCCCGUCGCCACGCCGCGCACGCUGCGCGUCGUCUAUGUCUAUAGAUCUCUUUUCUCCGUGCCGCAUAGCGAGUACAAGCUUGUAUCGACACCGCCUGACGAAGAGCCAUGGCGGCGGAUUGGAAAGCGGCGAUUCUCGCAAGCCGUCCUUCCCCCGCCCCUUGCUCUCUCCCCCGCUUCCGCUCCCCCCUUCCGACGGGUCUUCCGCCGUCCCUUCCCCCGAGUCCAAACCUGGCGGAACGGGCCGCGGAAGCGGGCGGAGCAGUGGCGCAGGCGGCGGAACCGGGGGCGGAACCGGAGGCGGCGGGGGGGCGGAAAGGGCGGGGAAGGGGGAGCGGCCGUGGCAUGCGCCGAUUGACCCGUCGCCUACCACCCCCCUGCAGCUGAAGCUGAGUCCGUCCAACGGGCAAGAGGGGAGCGAUGAGGAGACGGCGGGGAGGUGCGUCGCGCGGGGCGCGCCGGAGGGGAGCGAUGGCGGAGAGUUGGAGGCGCCUCCGGGGGAAGAGCUUUCCGCCGCUUGCGCUUCCGCCGGUUCGUUUUCCUCCGGAACUUGUAGCGGAGACGGCGGCGAUAAACGCGCUGGCGUAGCUGCCCAGCUAAAUUUAUCUCUGCCCGGGUCUGGGUCUGUUGCUCCUCUUGACGAGAGCCUGUUCGAAGUGGAAGAGGCGGAGGAAGGAGAGGAGGAGGACGAAGAGGAGGAAGAGGAAGAUGAAGAGGGGGAGGAGGAGGAAGAGGAAGGAGAAGAGGAGGAGGAGGAGGAAGAGGAGGAGGAGGAAGCAGAAGAGGAGGAGGAGGAAGCAGAAGAGGACGAGGAGGGGGAAGUAAGGGUCGAGAGUGAGGGAGCAAGUGGGGAUAUGGACGAGAAUAGGGAUCAUAUGGGUGAAGUGGAGGAGGAGGAGGGGGAAGAGGAAGGGGACGGCGACAGAAGAAUGCAUACUGCUGCUGCUACUGCUGCUGCUACUGCUGCUACUGCUGCUGCUACUGCUGCUGCCACUGCUGCUGAAGCUACUGCCGCCACUGAUGCUACAGCGAUUGAAGCAGCUCCCAGCGUUUCUCCUCGUGACCUGAGGUCAGCAUCUGUGCCGGCUGCCGUGUCUGAAGCACAGCCACACAGCAAGCACGAGCACCACCGCUCGCGCUUCUUUCACUCCGCCUCUGGAAAACUCACCGCGUUUUUUCAAAAACUGCCCAAGAAGCUGCCCAAAAAUAUCCACCUCCUGACGUCCCCGCGUGGUUCGUCUGCGCAUGCAGCCGCCCAGAACGUGCGCCUCACGCCGCCCCAAUCGUUCCUUCCAAUCAAACCGCUUGCCACUCCAGUCCGCGCACUGCCGCCCAGUGACACCCCAUGCCGCCCCCUGGCGCCUGUGGAAACUUGUGGAGAGGAGAGGGGUAUAGGAGAGAAGGAGCAAGGGAGCUUGGUGCAGGAUGGGAGUGAAUGUCGCGAGCAGAGUGCAGGCAGCGGCGAGAGUCCCUGCAGUGUGGUUACCAGCAGUACCAGCAGUAGGGUUACCAAAAGUACCAGCAGUAGGGUUACCAGCAGCACGCGCAGCAGAGACGGCAGCCAUGGAAGCAGCAACGCGUGCAGCACGGGGAGCACAGUGGUUGCUACUCCCACACCCCAGAAAUGCUCCCUACAGGAAAGGGAAAUCACUGCUACUGCUGCCCUUCAGAGUGCCUCCCAGUCAGCUGCUUGUGCUGCGGCUGAUGCUCCCACCAGCACCACUGCUCCAACUAAAGCUCUCAUAUGCACUGUUGUUGCUGAUCAUUCCAAAAGCACCAUUCUUGCUGUUAAUUCUACCAGCAGCACCACUGCCACUGGUGGUAUUCUCAAGGGCGCGCACUGGGGGCUGAGCCGGGCGGCAGAUCAUAUCUUGGGGCAGGCGUACGAGGAUCUGAGUGAGAGAUACGCGGUGGAGGGGCGGCAGCUGGGCAGUGGGCAGUACGGCGUGAUUCGGCGGUGUGUGGAGGAGGGCACUGGGCGGGUGCUGGCGUGCAAGACAAUCGACAAGCGCAAGAUCAAGACCCCAGCGCAAGCCAGUGACUUGCGCAGCGAGGUGGCAACCCUGCAGCUGCUGCACGGGCACCCAUCAGUCAUCACUCUCACCGAUGCUCUCGAAGAUUCCCACCACGUGCACCUGCUCAUGGACCUCUGCUCGGGCGGCGAUCUUUUCGACCGCAUCUCGCUGGGCGGCGCGCUGAGCGAGCACUGCGCGGCCGGCGUGUGUCGGCAGCUAGCGGAGGCGCUGCUGCACUGCCACCGACGGGGGGUGGUGCAUCGGGACGUGAAGCCCGAGAAUAUCCUCCUAGUUGGAAGCCGAGGGGCAGCGAAAGGAGGCGAGAAAGGAGUGGAAGGAGGAGGAAACGGCAAGAUGCAAAAUGCCAAGGCUCCUCGGAUCAAGCUCGUGGAUUUCGGAAUCGCGAGGUUCUUCCGAGAUGGCGAGAAGAUGCGUGACUGCCUCGGGACUCCCGAGUACAUGGCUCCAGAGCUACUCCUAGGGUCAUACGGGCCUGAAGUGGACGUGUGGAGUGCAGGCGUCGUGACGUAUAUAGCCAUCUGUGGGCAUCCGCCCUUCUGGGCCUCAGCUUCCAUGGGCCAGUCGCUGCAGGAGGCGAUUCUGACACGGGAUGUGACGUUUGCGACGCCUGGAUGGGUGGGCGUUUCGGCGGGGUGCAAGGAGCUUAUAAGGAGGAUGCUGCAUAAGAAUCCGCGGAAGAGGAUUACGCUUCUGGAGGUGCUCGGUCACCCCUGGAUACGCAGCAGCGAGAGCAGCUGA
Molecule: messenger RNA, 4023 nt
Organism: Closterium sp. Naga37s-1
Lineage: Eukaryota; Viridiplantae; Streptophyta; Zygnematophyceae; Desmidiales; Closteriaceae
Source: the annotation of a GenBank genome assembly